Molecule: messenger RNA, 858 nt
Organism: Eremothecium gossypii ATCC 10895
Lineage: Eukaryota; Fungi; Ascomycota; Saccharomycetes; Saccharomycetales; Saccharomycetaceae
Gene: MAG1
Product: DNA-3-methyladenine glycosylase II
Exons: 1
Coding region: 1-858 (285 amino acids)
Biological process (GO): base-excision repair, AP site formation; DNA alkylation repair; base-excision repair
Cellular component (GO): protein-DNA complex; nucleus
Molecular function (GO): DNA-3-methyladenine glycosylase activity; alkylated DNA binding; DNA-7-methylguanine glycosylase activity
Source: RefSeq, marked provisional
AUGAAAAGGGCACGUGAGGAUGUUGGUAAUAUUCCUAUAGAGUACUUAUCACGGCACAGUGACGCCUUUGAGAAAGCCGUCCAAUAUAUUCUGAGUGUUGACUCAUCAUUGUUAGAAGUCAUCGUCGCCAAGGAGUUUCCACAAUACCUGAUAGCGACAGAAAGACAGCUUACAUUGCAAAGCCAUUUCAAACACCUGGCGAGUGGUAUAAUCACGCAGCAAAUUAGCGGCGCCGCAGCCCGAAGCAUCAAAUCCCGAGUGGAACAGCUUUUCGGUGGUACAUUUCCAAACUACGUGGAAUUACAAUCCAAGUUCGCAGCUGGCGACUCUGCGAGUCUGCGAAAGUGCGGUCUUUCUGCGCGCAAGGUAUCGUACGUUGAAUCGCUCACGGCGUACUUCAAUCAGAACGAGAUGCGCCUGAAGCAUCUUUUCAAUAGCGGCAGUGACGCGGAAAUAGUUGAUGAUCUAGUUCGAAAUGUUAAGGGUAUUGGCCCCUGGAGCGCCAAGAUGUUCCUGGUCACGAGCCUACAUCGCCAAGAUGUUUUUGCCGCGGAUGACCUGGGUAUAGCAAGGGGCUGUUCCCGAUAUCUGACAGCGAGGCCAGAAGUGCUCAAGAAACUGAUGGUUUCUCGAACGACCGUUAAGCGAAGUAAGAUAAAGCAUAAGAACAGCAACUGGCGCAUAUAUGACGAGGAUAUUGUGGAAAGUUGCGGGCAACUAUUUAAGCCGCACCGGACAUUGUUCAUGUUUAUUCUUUGGCGGUUAUCAAGCACGAAUAUCGAUGCUCUGCUGAACACCAACCCUCAGCUAAGCGUUAAGCCUUUGAUUGAGAGCAAUCAGACACAUUCAAUCCAUUAA